GUCACUAUCACGGGAUUGCCCGCGGCGGUUGAGAAGGCGGUUACUAUGAUCGAGGAGGAUCUAAAUGCUAGGAAGGAUGUUGUCACUGUACAGUCGCCUGGGAAUGAGAAGGAGAACGAGCCAACUCCAGAAGCGAAGUCGUUCUUGUUCGCUCGUCGUGAAGGGGGAUGGGGAGAGAAAGCCCCGGAAGUGGCUAAGGAAGAGCCAGUGGAUUUGAACUCGACCGAUCAGUUCCCGCCACUUGGAGCCCAUCCUUCGGGAAAGCCGAAGAAGGCGAAGUUCCGUGGGACUAAAAAGCAUUAA
Perkinsus marinus ATCC 50983 is the source of this 303-nucleotide messenger RNA. RefSeq lists its product as hypothetical. The annotation marks the transcript as partial. Lineage: Eukaryota; Perkinsozoa; Perkinsida; Perkinsidae. The transcript has 4 exons. The record is from RefSeq and is a predicted model, not a curated record.